AUGUGUCCUGCGUUAUCGAAGGUUGAUAGCGAUGUUGUCCUCACUAAUGGUAAAUACGCUGAUAUGGAGCAGUACUUAUCCAGGUGGGAUAUGGACAGCGUGUCUUCGGUCGUACAGGAACAAAUGAGUGAAGAUUCAGUUGGCCAGAUUUCAUUCAUAACUACUAAAGAAGAAAUAAUUGGUACGACUGAAGUGAGGGCAGAACAAGCUAUUGAUAAAUCGGAUUCGGAUACAAAAAUUCAGUCAGAUCUUGAUUUCCAUACCAAAAUACAGGCCUCUGAAAAAAAUAUCGAUGAAGUGGUACCAAAUAACGGUAAGUCUACCAAACUUCGAAUGGCUGAUUUAUUUGCGGAUGUAAACCCAAUUUAUGGAGCGCAACAUGAGAGAGCAGUCAAUGCAAAAGAAGACUUAAGUCCAGAUAAUGUCCAACAAGUAAUGGACGAAUGUGUUAGUGAUGGUACAGUGUCAAUUAAGCACUCUUCGUCGUCCAGCUGCCAUCCAUUCACUAAUACAGGCAGUGAAGAAAAUAUUGAAUCAUUCAGUAAUUCUGUCACUGUCAGAAAAUCAAAAGAUGGAAAUAAUGCAGAAAUUAAAGAAGAGGAAGAAUCGAAAGAAAUGGAAUGUAGUGAUGAUAAACUAUCAAGUGACUAUGAGAAGCCGUCAGGAAAAUUGGAAGGAACACAAGCUAUCUCUGUCGUUUUGAGUACACAUGAUAUAUCUCAAAAUUCAGAGUUUAAAUAUCUAACCGAAAGCGAACGUCAGCUUGGAAAGAAGCAACCAGUAUGGAUAGCUGAUAAAGAAACGUUAUCAUGUAUGAUAUGCUGUGUUAAAUUUACUGUAUUUAUUAGACGUCAUCAUUGCAGAUGCUGCGGUCGUGUACUUUGUGCUAACUGUACUUCUCAAAAGGCUACGCUUUUAUAUACGAAUAACCCAAAAAAGGAACAUCGAGUUUGUGAUCCAUGUUUCGAAACAUUGAGACGUAUUGAAGAAUAUGAGAGAAAAACUAGUACAAGUGAAACAGCGAUUGUGAAUGACUCUUUAAAUUCUUCGGAUGUUCAUCAGGAGACAUCACGAAUAACGAAACCAGUUUUAAAGUUAAAAACAAGAUCCGAAAAUGCAGUCAUGUCUAAUGAUAAUCAGAACGCGUCAAUGGGAAUCGGAGGACAUGGUAAUGCUUCAGUGAAACGUACUGUUACUUUUCUUGAUGGUCUUCAUCCUGGUGAUAUCAGUAAUGAUGAAACUCAGACAUUAACCGCUGAUUUGAGUCCCGCGAAACCGAAAAAGCAUGGUUCGAGGAAGCAACAUGUGUCACGCCGUCUGCAACAACUGCAAAUUGCUGAAGAAUCUGCAUGCUUUCUUCCUCAAAUUUCGUGUAAAAUCAAUGAUAAGCCAGUAACUGAUGAUGUUCAACAGAGAGUUGAGGGUCGUUUAUAUUUGCGAAGUACUGAAGGCAAAAUUAUCGAGUGUAGUGAUAUUAAAGAGCAGAUUGCGCUCUUGAGGAAUUUUAACCCGCUUGAAGUGUUGAUUUUUCGAAAUUUGUGGUGUAUUAUCAAAUUAUGCAAAUGUGAAUUUUUUACUGUUUGGAUUUUUAAAUUUUUUUUGUUUUUUGUGAUGUCUGAAAUCAAUUUUCUUUUUGCAUUAUUAACUGAUGAUAUAAUUACCACAGAUCAAAAUAAGACUGUGAUGUGUAUUGUGUCGAGAGGGAUGACGUUUGUUGGACUCGAUGAAAUUUUCCUCGCUUAUUAUUGUGAUGAAGAUUUGAAGGAAUUGCCAAUCUAUCAUUUGUGGAGGAUUUACGAGAUUUACGAAAAUGCCUUAAGUCCUCAAAACGAAUCCUCUGACGAAGAAUUAGGAAUACGACCGGCUCAUUUUCGUGUUCCUGCGCUCAACCAUACAAUUCUUUUUUCAAAUAUGAAGGAACCGAUAUCGCGUGACAUACUUCUUUUCAGACCAUCGACUCAGGUAUUUGAUAACUUGUUGAUUCCUUCUUCUCCAUUUUUGGUAGCAGUAUUCAUUCAUCAAUCUGAAACGAUUUGGGCCAAUGUCAUACCACAGCGACUUUUGAUUAGGAUUGGUCUUCAACUUAAAUUUUAUCCCACGCCAGUCAUAAACGAUUUUAAUCGGAAGCCGGUAUACAACUCAUCUUUUGAUACAAGUGUCCUUAAAAUGUUUAAUGAUUUCCGAAAUUGGCGUUUUCAAAUGCCAUUUAUACCGAGUAGUACGUUAAUAAUUCAGAAUGAUUGCGAAUGUAUCUUAAGUAUUCCGAAUUGGGCUUUAGAUAAGAUUGCUAUGUUGAUUAACAAAAAUAGAAAUAUGAUUGCAUGGGCCCUUGAUUUUAAUGCAGAUGCGGAUAGUUAUCUUGUAUGCAAACAAUCUGAUUCGGGCUCUUUUGAAUCGCAAGUUUUCACACAUGGAAUUGUAAGUCGAAAAGUGAUUGGUGCUUCGUUUGUCAUCAUCGAUGGGGCUUUGAAAGCAGGAGGAGAACCUUUUAUUGUAAAUGUUUUAGAAGAUGGAGUGGCAAUGCGUUUUAGAUCUGAUGUAAUGGAAUCGUUAAUCGAAACACUUUUAGUCGAAAAAGGUUUUGAACUGAAAUCCACCACAAUGAAAAUUUCGAUUAAAUGGAGUAGUUGCUAUAUUCAACGGCAUGACUGUGAUUUAGUGUCUCCAAUAGAUGGUUUCUCGCUUAUUGGUUGUUAUGAAUAUGGUUUGAAAAAAUCGCGUGUUCUUGGGUCAUUCUAUCCAAUACCGAAUCAAGUGGGUUGGUCUCUCAGACUGGUUAGUGUGUAUAAUAUAGAUAAAGGUCGGUUUGCACAACGCGUGCAGUCAAAAGUAUUCAGUGUCAGUGAGCAAGUUACUGCACGAAUUGCGGUAACAUUGGUACCCUUCGUCGAUGACCUUAUAAAGCAUGACCUAAGGUAUACGUUUCGUUCUUGUGACAAAAUUUAUUUAAAGAGGCAAAACAGUGCUUUCAUCAUGUUUAUUCAUUUGAAAAUUUGUCUCUCUGAAUUCAGCUCGUAUUCAAAUAGAUUACAUUUUGUUGAUUUUUGA
Thelazia callipaeda (thelaziosis nematode) is the source of this 3048-nucleotide messenger RNA. Lineage: Eukaryota; Metazoa; Nematoda; Chromadorea; Rhabditida; Thelaziidae. The record is from the annotation of a GenBank genome assembly.